AUGCACCUCCAUGGGCGGCUCGGCUGCGAGCACGCGUACCCCGACGAGCUAAAGGACCUCACGCCGCUCGAGGAGAAGCUCAUCUCGCUCAACUCGUGCUACGGCUUCGUGACGAAGUAUAGCAUCCCCGGCGGCCAGAGGCAGAGCGUGAGGUACCCGAGGCACGUCAAGGGCCAUAUCACGGUGUUCCCGAACGACGUGCAGGGCCUGGCUGCCAAGGUGCUCCCGCACCCGCUGGUCCGGGUCAUGGACGAGAUCCACGUCUCGUGGCAGGGCGCUGAGAGGCCCGGGCCGCGGGACCUAUCAGGCCUGCUGUCGGAGAACAACCCGCUCUACGGCGAGGUCGAGAUCGACGCGGCGGAGAUAGCCAGCUGGGGGCGCCGCCGCACGGUGCCGCCGGUGGUGUGCGAGCGGCUGGAGCGAAACGAGCCGUCGGCGCGGGAGAGGACGCAGACGGCGCAGGUGGUGCCGCCGUCGGAGCGGGCCAUGGACGACGGAGGCGCGGCCGAGAUCGAGGAAAUCCUCGCGAUGCUAAGGCAGGGCCAGGACCCCGCCGAGGGGAGCCGCGACGUCGGGCUCACGUGCGAGGACGACGACAGGGACGGCGCUAGGCCCGAAGAGGACGGGGACGUAAUCAAUGAGGUAACGUCUUCCGGCAUGUUCCCGUUAGAUGGGGCGCCAGAUGUGGCCGACGCCGAGAAGAUUCGCUUCGCCCGCGACGCGGUCGGGCCCGAGGAGCGCGCGCCAGCCGAGGACGUGGGUAGGGACGGCGGCCAGAGGGCGGCGGGCGACGGCGGCGACGGCGAGCCGUACAUACAGGUGCGACGCGGCGAGGAUUUCGCCGACUCGGCGGACGCCUCCUUCUUUGCAAAGGCCUUUCCGACCCUGUUCCCCUUUGGCUUAGGCGGAGCGGGUUGCAGAGGGCCUUAUGUCGACGCGGAACAUGAAGCUCCAGGCAUGGGCCGACGUCGUGCUGCGGCGUCACGGCGGCCGGUUCGCGACGCACCUAUCUUCGCCUUCCUUGUCUUUAACAUGGGCGUGCGGUCUAAGAACCGCCAGGCCAGCAUGCUAGGCGUAGCGAGGAAGAACUUCGCAAGGGUCGAGGGCCUACUAAAGUCGUUAACGGCGCAGAGGCUCGAGGCGGCCAGGCCGAGCUCGAGGCCACAGGUACGGGUGCCGGCUAUCUGGUUCACGCUGAACCCGAACGACAUUACGAACCUAGUAAAGUUACGGCUAGCGGCGCACCGCGGCCGCGACCCCGACGAGGCCGAGGCCUUCCUAAGUGACCUAGGGACCGCGUAUAAGCGGACGCGGCUGGCCAUAUCGGACCCGAUGAGCUCGGCCGUCUUCUUCCACCGGGAGAUGACGCUCUUCUUCGAGCACUACGUCAACGUCGGGGAGGAGUCGGUGUUCGGCCACGUCGGCGCAUACUACGGGGCGGUAGAGACCAACGAGCGAGGCGCCCUCCACAUCCACGGGCUCCUCUGGCUAAGGGGCAACGCGGGCAUUGGCGACGCGCUCGCCGGCCCGGACGCGGAGGAGCAGGCGGCGUACCGGGAGCGCAUCGUCCGCUACGUAGAUAGCGUCUUCUCUGAGGAGCUAGACGCAGAAGGUUACUGUGCCAUGCAGGCAGAGCGGUCGGCCACGGCGGACAUAUCGUCGCGGCUCGACGACGUCGCGCGCUUCACGGACACCUUCGACGAGGAGGCCAACUUCUGCGCGGGCGCGACGCAGAUCCAUACGCAUAGCGCGACCUGCGCGCCGUGGAGGUUGGUGGAGAGGACGGCGCUGACGGCGGACGGGGUGCUCGAGAUCCGGCGGACGCAUAGCAUGGUGAACCGGUGGAACAGGGCGAUGGCAGUGGGGCUACGACACAACCACGACAUCUCGUUCAUCGCGACGCAGCGCAAGACCAUGGCCCUAAUCUACUAUAUUACUAACUAUACGACGAAGGUAGAGGACCCGGUGUGGAAGCGUGUGGCCGCCGCGGCCGAGUUCCUUCCUGUGCUAGAGCCGACGGGAGAGGGCAACAGAAGUGGCGCCGACCGCGACGCCGGCCGGGAGGGCGGGGCCGAAGGGGUAGCGACGGCGGCGGACCCCGUAGGGGGGAAUAAGACGAGAACGUUCCUGCUUAAGGCGGCGAAUCGAGUCUUUACGGAGCGGCCGCUGUCGCAGGUCGAGGUGAUCGCGCACCUCCUAGGGUACCCGGCGGAGUUUAGCAGCGGCUCAGCGUGGGCGUAUAUAAACGCAAACCAGCUCUACUGGGCCGUCUUCCGCCGGUGGCGGCACCUCCGACGGGCGAGCGGCGCCGAGGCGACGGGCGACGCGCCGGACGAGACGGCGCUUAGGCGGCCGGGUUGCGGGGCGACUGUAUGCGUCGACGGAUACCUCAGCAAGGAGUUCAGCGAGGAAGACGACGAGUCGUGCCACCGGAGGGCGGCGGUGCAGCACCUGGCCCUAUUCCUCCUCCGGCGGUCGGCGGAGGACGCGAAGCGCGACGCCAAGCAGUGGGCCGCCACGGCCGAGGAGGGCGGUAUGACGGCGCCGCAGGCCGACGACGAAGACAGGGGCGGCCGAAGGGGCGAGGAGGCAUACCGCGCCGGCGGGGCGGGCGACGCGGCUCGGCUCAUCGACGUCGUCCGGAACGCCGCCAGCGCGGGACAAGUCACGGCGCAGUCAACAGAGCUGCUAGCGAUGACGCAGCAGCUCUGCCGGUUCCAGCAGUCGGCGCUCGGGUCGGCGGCCGAGCUCGCGGCGACGGUGGUGGCGGACGAGAGGGCAGGCAGGCGGGUGAACCUACCGGGCUCGGCGCUGUCGGGGGCGGCACUGCCGCGGCAAGAAGAGGUGCGGGCCAUCAAGUCGCAGCAGAGGAGCGCGGCGCGGGGGGAGCGGGCGAUCCAGGGCAUCCAGGGCGGCGGGGCGGCGGCGGGCGUCGGGGCCGACCGCGGCGCGGCCCUUCGCGGGGUGAUGGGGGGCUUCGGCGAGGACGACAUCGACGUAACGGCGGCCGACGGCGACGCAGACGCAGGCACGGCGGCGGGGAUGCGCGAGCUGGCGGGCCAGCUCACGCUCAACGAGAAGCAGGCCAUCGCCCUCCUAAUCGUGUGCCGGCAACUCGACCGAAUCCGGCAGGGCGACGACGCAGGCGGCGACGGUGGUGGCCAGCUCUGCCUAUUCAUCGGCGGCGAGGGCGGCACCGGCAAGUCGCGCGUCAUCGAGGCGCUCGUCGAGCUGCUCGCCCGGAGGGACCUAUCGAGCCGGCUGCUGGUUACGGCGACGUCGGGGACGGCGGCAGCGCGGAUCAACGGCAUCACGCUGCACUCGGCCUGCGGCCUUACGGGCGAGCGCUUCGUCGACGGCCGGUCGCGGAUGGACUGGCAGGAGAAGGAGGUGCUGGUGAUCGACGAGGUCAGCAUGCUCGGGGCGCGGACGCUGCACGCCGCCAACGAGCAGCUCUGCCGGCUGCGGGGGUCGGCGCGGGACUUCGGCGGCAUCCCGGUAGUGAUCCUCUGCGGCGACUUCCACCAGUUCCGGCCGGUGCAGGAACGGUCGAUCCUGCUGCCGAGCGCGGCGGUGGCGUGGGACGAGGACGGGGCGUUCGCGGCCGAGCAGCGGCGGCAGCACGACAAGGCGCACGCGCUGUGGCGGCGCUUCACGACGGACCGGUCGGACCUAGAGCUGCUCAACUCGAGAUGCUACCGGCCGGGCAGGCGGAUCCCGUGGGAGACGGGCCUGACGGUGGUGACGCCGCUCAACCGGAACCGCUGGAACCUCAACCUAGAGGCGGCGCUCGCGUUCCGGGAGAGGCGGCGGACGGCGGCGCGCGUCUUCCUCUCCGAGCAUAAGUGGAGGGACGGCGUGCCGACGGAAGAGGAGGCGGUGCUAAUGCUAGGCCAGGGCGACGACAGCGCGACCCCGGUGCCGGCCGUCUUCCUCUUCGUGCCAGGCAUGCCGGUCGUCGUGAACCAGAACACGCACCAGGGGCUGAAGCUUGUGAACGGGGCCGGCGUCAAGAUCACAGCGCAGCGGAAGCGGCCAUGGCAGCGCAACGACGUCAGCCGGAGGGGCCUGCCGUGCGCCGCGGCCUUCGCCUGCACCGACUAUAAGGUGCAGGGCGGGACGCUAGAGCGCGUGGCGCUGGAGCUGCGGGGGGCGAGGAUGACGACGGUCGAGGGGAGGGCGGUGCCGUCGUCGUGCGACCCGUAUAGCCUAUACGUGCAGCUGUCGCGGUGCCCGACGCUCGACGGCAUCAUGCUCGUAUCAGAGGUGCGGGAGCGGGACCUAGUGGGGAACCGGGUGCCUGAGGAGAUGACGGCAGCGCAGGCCCGGCUAGAGGAGCUUAGCAGGCAGACAACACAGGAGGCGGCCGACUGGCUCCGCAGGUAA
Messenger RNA from Hirsutella rhossiliensis, 4386 nucleotides. RefSeq names its product PIF1-like helicase domain-containing protein. Bases 1 to 4386 code for a protein of 1461 amino acids. The record is from RefSeq and is a predicted model, not a curated record. NCBI's taxonomy places the organism in Eukaryota, Fungi, Ascomycota, Sordariomycetes, Hypocreales, Ophiocordycipitaceae. The transcript is spliced from 13 exons. Gene Ontology annotation, biological process: telomere maintenance; DNA repair. Gene Ontology annotation, molecular function: DNA helicase activity.